Molecule: messenger RNA, 927 nt
Organism: Panicum virgatum (switchgrass)
Lineage: Eukaryota; Viridiplantae; Streptophyta; Magnoliopsida; Poales; Poaceae
Exons: 2
Coding region: 376-927 (183 amino acids)
Source: RefSeq, a predicted model, not a curated record
UCUUUAUCCCGGAUGGCGAUGUAACUAUUGUCGUACGCAGAAAGGAGGAGGUGGUGCGACUAGAUUGAAACAACAUUUGGCUGGGCGCGGGGCAGAGGUGAUCCAUUGCAGGAAUGUGCCACCUGAUGUGCAGGACUUCUUUUAGCGUGAGUUGGAUAGGGCAAAGAAGGCAACUGCUGACCGGGCCCGAGAGAGGUUGAGACGGGAGAAGGCUGCAGCAGAGGGAAACUAUCCCGGUGAUGAAGAAGAUGAGGAGGCUCAGGUGCAGCGUGCCAUGGAUCUAUCGAGAGCGGAAGCAGAGUUCCGACGGGGGGUGGAACAGAGAGGAGGUGCAUAUGAGCGUGGAGGGGUAGUGGUUCGACAAGGGGGAAUGUUAUGCAGAGAAUGUUUCGAAAGUCCACUUCGCAGAGGGAGAGUCCUGUGGUGGAGGACUAUAACUUGGCAGCUGGUGGGAGAAGAGGAAUGACACAAACAAGGAUUGAUACAGGCUCCUGGACGCAGAAGGGUAAGAACGCAAAGGAAGCUAUUGGUAAAGCUUGGUCAAAGUUUUUCCAUAUUGCAGGAGUACCUGGAAGACAGGCUGACAGUCCAUACUUUAUCAGCGCGGUCAGAGAGACACAGAAGUGGGGUGAAGGUAUCGCAUCACCCACUGGACGGGAUAUUGAUGGCAAGUACCUUGAUCAGAAUGAGCAAGACUUGAAGACGAGGUACGUAAAAUUUCAGAAAGACUGGCCCUUAUUUGGCAUCACGUUAAUGUGUGAUUCAUGGACUGGUCCGACGAGGAUGAGUGUCAUCAACUUUUUGAUAUAUUGCAAUGGGGUCAUGUGGUUCCAUAAGUCUAUUGAUGCGACCGGAAGAACUCAAGAUGCUGCAUAUUUGUUCAAGAUAGUCCCUAAACAUGUUUCAUUCGCAUGGUGUAUGUUUUGA